Molecule: messenger RNA, 516 nt
Organism: Cyphomyrmex costatus
Lineage: Eukaryota; Metazoa; Arthropoda; Insecta; Hymenoptera; Formicidae
Gene: e(y)2
Product: enhancer of yellow 2
Exons: 2
Coding region: 113-400 (95 amino acids)
Biological process (GO): mRNA export from nucleus; positive regulation of DNA-templated transcription
Cellular component (GO): SAGA complex; nuclear pore
Molecular function (GO): transcription coactivator activity
Source: RefSeq, a predicted model, not a curated record
UCAAAACAACUACCUUGUUGUCGUUGAAUUGUUGACUUAAAGUUGAAAGGUUAACAAAAGAACAAUAAUUAAGAAGCUUCUUAAGUUGAAUCACGCAUAGAUAAGACUAUUAAUGAAGACAGCACAUCAGAGAUUAGUCAUGGUUGGCGAUCGUGAUGGACUGAAAGAGUUGUUGAGGCGCAGACUAGUCGAGUGUGGAUGGCGAGAUCAAGUAAAGCUGAUCUCAAAAGAAAUAAUAAAAGAGCAUGGCCAUGAUAUCUCUUAUGACACGUUGUUGUCCACAGUGACAAGUAGAGCUCGCACACUUGUGCCAGACUCCGUGAAGAAGGAACUAUUACAAAAGAUAAAGAAUCAACUAUUAGCUCAAGAGGAGAAGCUGAAAAUUGUGACAGAUCGUUAGGAAUUUUAUCAUUAUUAAUCAACAAUUUCCCAAUGACAAUUAUGUUGAACUUGUAAAAAUUAUGACAAAUAUGAAAAAUUUUUUUCUGUAAAUUAUGUUGUUCUAACAACUUAUUG